GCUUGUGUCGGAGUCACACAGCUACACUGCACGCUUUAGCAGGAUGGAGGAAGAAAAACAGAAGAACACUUCAGUACAGAAUGCUGACCGAGGAGAAGUGGCUCUCAAAACACAGUACGUAACGACCAAAGAGAAGUUCUACGAGUUCCUGGCUGCCGGCUGUGAGAAGAGUGAGAACGCCGGCGACGAGAAAGCAUCAGGAGAAACCACUCGAGAUGGAGCGGAGGAACCAGGCGGAGAACCGGAGACGAAGAAGAGGAAACUGGACGAUAAAGACGAGGCGAGAGACGAGAAGGAGGAGAAGAAGAAACGGAGAGGGCGGAACAAGGCGAGACCUCACAUGAAACCUCACAGCUAUGAGAAUCGCCGGCUCUGUCCUUCGAUCGUACAGGAACGUGAGAGUAAGUGUUUCUACGGUGAGAAGUGUAAGUUCAUCCAUGACGUGGCUGAAUACCUCUCCACCAAACCGCCGGAUCUGGGAGACCGCUGCUACAACUUCGACUCCUUGGGCAGGUGUCCGUAUGGACUCAGCUGCAGGUUUGCUAAAGCUCACACUGGUCCUGAUUUCAAAAACCUGGUGAACGAGGAGCUGUACGAAUCCAAAGGGAAAACCGAGACGGUGAGGAACCAUCUGGAUAAAGAUCUGCAGAGACGCCUCAGAAAGAAACAAGUGUCCUUCAAACAGACCGACGCUUAUCUCAAGAGCAUCGGCGCCGGAGGAGGAAAGAAACAAGACAGGAAGUCGAGAGAGCCGGAGAACGCCAGGAGUAACGAAGAGGACGUCCAUCAGCGUGAGGAGAAACCAGAAGAACCCGCUGAAGAGCUGAAACCUGAGGGCGGGGCGGCGCCUCCCGUGAGGACCAUGGGGCCGAUCACAGACGCCGACAUUAUCAAACUGCGACCAUGUGAGAAGAAGCAGGUGGAUUUCACCGAUAAGCUCUACCUGGCUCCGCUAACCACGUGUGGGAACCUGCCGUUCCGGCGUGUGUGUAAGAGGUUCGGAGCCGAUAUCACCUGUGGAGAGAUGGCCAUGUGUACCAACCUGUUACAGGGUCAGUCGUCUGAGUGGGCUCUGCUCAAGAGGCAUCACACCGAGGAUCUGUUCGGAGUGCAGUUGGAGGGCUGCUUUCCCGACACGAUGACCCGAUGUGCUGAACUACUCAACCAGAACAUCGACGUGGAUUUUGUAGAUAUAAACUCCGGCUGUCCUAUAGACCUGGUUUAUAAGAAGGGUGGCGGGUGCGGCCUGAUGACCAGAACCAACAAAUUCGAGCAGAUCGUGCGAGGGAUGACCUCUGUUCUGGACGUUCCGUUAACGGUGAAGAUCCGGACAGGAGUGCAGAUGAACUGUAACAUCGCUCACAAGCUCAUUCCAGAACUGAAGAAGUGGGGCGUGGCCAUGAUCACUUUACACGGUCGAUCCAGAGAGCAGAGGUACACCAAAACAGCCGACUGGGGGUACAUCAACACCUGCUCCGAACUGUCCUCUCCUGUACCGCUGUUCGGUAACGGUGAUAUUUUGACCUAUGAGGAUGCGAUGAAGGCCAGAGAGACGGGCGUAUCAGGACUCAUGGUGGCCAGAGGUGCUCUGAUCAAGCCGUGGCUCUUCACGGAGAUCAAGGAGUGCAGACACUGGGACAUCUCGUCAUCGGAGCGUCUCCAGAUCUUCCGGGACUUCACGAACUUCGGACUGGAGCACUGGGGCUCCGACACGCAGGGGGUGGAGAAGACGCGCAACUUCCUGCUGGAGUGGCUGUCCUUCACCUGCAGGUACAUCCCGGUGGGACUGCUGGAGCGAGUGCCGAAGAUCAACGAGCGUCCGCCGGUUUACAUGGGACGCGACUAUCUGGAGACUCUGAUGGCCAGUCAGCACGUGGGAGACUGGAUCAAAAUCAGUGAGAUGUUGCUGGGUCCGGUACCAGAGAACUUCAGCUUCCUGCCCAAACACAAAGCCAACGCCUACAAAUGACGUGGAGCCGGACGCUGAUCUGAAUACCCGUGAUUAGAACCAGUACAGAUUUUAUUUUUGGAGGAUGAAAUAAUGUAGUGAAUUACAUCUGAGUAAAAUAAAGAUAUUUAUGUUUCAUCUUUA
Trichomycterus rosablanca is the source of this 2092-nucleotide messenger RNA. It is a transcript of the gene dus3l, whose product is annotated as dihydrouridine synthase 3-like (S. cerevisiae). The transcript is spliced from 16 exons. Gene Ontology annotation, biological process: tRNA processing. The coding region runs from base 44 to 1969 and encodes 641 amino acids. Gene Ontology annotation, molecular function: metal ion binding; RNA binding; flavin adenine dinucleotide binding. NCBI's taxonomy places the organism in Eukaryota, Metazoa, Chordata, Actinopteri, Siluriformes, Trichomycteridae. The record is from RefSeq and is a predicted model, not a curated record.